AUGAACUUUGCAGCAAGCCUUUCCAGCACCUCUCCUUUGCUGCAGGUCAAGAUCCGUCUGAGGACAUGGCUGGUUGAGAAGGACUUGCUGAAGAGCACGGUCUCUGACAUCUGCCAUGCUCCACCGCUGACUUUGCCAGCAGCCAGCCAGGGCGAAUCCCCUCAAAAGAAGGCCAGGGUCCACUCUUACAAGGAGAUGUUUAACGGUGGCAACUGUGUUCGGAGCCUUCAGAGGUCCAAGGUCUACGAGGCCGGUGGCUCCAUUUUGUGGAUGUCUCCUUUUCCGGCUCCACCGGAAGGCAAAUCCCAGGAGUAUGGGUCUGUGAUCAAGCCCUCGGACUUCACGUAUUCGCAGAUGGUCGAGGCGCAAAGUCUGUUUCAGGCCAGUGAUGUCUACCACGAUGGGCGCAUCUUGUACCCGAAUGUGAUUCAGUGCAUGGUCUCGGUCAUUGACCCAUUGCUGGGCAAGGUCAAGGACUUUCCACAGAGUUUGUCUCUCAUCAGCGGCCACUUGCCACUCUAUGCCUGGUGGCUUUCGGUCUACGAGGCCCUCCAGGAAAGCGCUGAUGAUCGAUUGCUUCGUCUCUGGCAGGCCGGUCUCACAGCCACCAUUCAGAUACAUCUGGUGGACUCGGACGGCCAGCUUGCUCGUCUAUGCAUUGCUUCCUCUGAAGCGCUGAGAAAUUUGCAGGCCAGCAACGACAGCUUGAUGGCUUUCUGCGAGAGGCUGGUGGUCUUGACAAAGUCUUACAAAGUGCAGAAACAGCAGGAUGUCUUGGACCGUCUCAAGAAGGACGGGGUCUUGUUCCAGGGCAGGGCAAUCAACAAGAAUGUCUUGGUGGCAGCCGAAUCCAUUCAGCGGCACAUGUCGCCAGAGGCACGGCAAACCCUGGUCUACCUGUCUUCCAAGUAUGGGACGUCGGUCUUGACCGAGCAGGUUGGCAAACUCUACAAGAUCAUUUUGAUGAUCAGCCGACUCACGUCGAGCCGACUUCCCGGGGAGAACACCGCCAAUAUCUUGAGUCUGGUCUUGUCGCAGAUCGCGAAUGCCUUGGACUUGGAGAUCCUGAAGACCUCCCAGCUAACGGGCGAAGGUCUCACUGGCAAGGAGGGCAAGGACGCACAAAACAUCACCAAUGCGGAUGAUGUGCCGAUCGUCUCGCUUUGUCUGACCCAGAUUAGCGUUGCUUUCAAUGCGAACCAGAGUCUGGGGCUUCUGGACGAUUGCCCCAAAUCGGUCAAGGAGGCUUUGAGCAGACUGCUGGACCCGCAGAAGUUCCGCUUGGAGCUGGACUUGUCUUUCGCAAGCGUGCAGAGCUCAGGGCUGGACCCACCGGCCACUACCUAUGACGAGGCCUCCCACAUGACUUUGGACCGGGUCAAGGAAUCGCUGAAAGACGUCACAUACACCGGACAGAAGGCCAACUUCGACCCCUUGGUGGACUGGGCCUUUUCGCUGGCAGACGGCCAGCUGAUGAGCAGCCUCAGAAAGUUGUCUCUUGAGAGCGACAUCAGCAAGGCAUUGGUCUCUGGGGACUUGGAGGUGGCCAAGGAACUGCGUGAGGCCAUGAAGGUCUUUGAACAGGUCGCAAGCGACACCCCAGCGCCAGCCAUGAGCUGGCAGCAGCUGAUGGAGAUCGGGCACGACACAGAGCAGGAUGCCGAUCUCAGGAAGAUGUUCAAGAAGCAAGAGCGCGAGGAGGUCUGGAGCAGGGCCAGCACAGUCCGGAAGAGUCUGGUCUCUUACUCGUCUUUGACGAACUGGAAACGGUCUUCCCUGGAUGCAGCCUACAAAGCGUCGCCUUGUGUCUCCUUCACUGGGGAGAUGAACAAAAAGUUUAUGCUCUUCCAUCUUGCUGCGGACCUCUGCUUCGAGGGCGAAAAGGGCUGGUCUGGACCGGCGAAGUGUAAGGCCUCCCCCAUGUUGGACCUUUUCAAGGACAAGCUGGCCUUUGUAAGUGAGGUCUCGGGCAACAAGAUGAGUCUGGUCUUUGACGGAAGGAUUGAGGACACCACGGACUCGAAGGAGACGGUCGAGUUGUCUAUCACCUAUUCCGGAAAGUUCCACAAGACACAUUCCAGACGAGUCUUCGGGUCUCAGAAAAACCACGAAAUCGCGGUGAUGAUCUUGGGCCCACAGCGGAUCCGUCUUCAGUCUCAGGCCCGCGAGGACCCGGACGACUACAGGAUCCAGGGCGAGGACAGCACGGCCUACACGUCGUAUGUCAAGGUGCCGUACCCCGAGACUGAGGGUCUCCCGCGAGUCCCCUUCAAGGUCAAGGCCAAAGUCUUGGGCUUGGACUUGCCUAGGGACGAAGACAAGUCACCUGGCAGCCUGAAUCACAGGUGGCCCAAGGACUGGUCUUUCGGCGAGAACGUUCCGAUGUUCUGGUCUGAGACGAAGUGCUCUGGGCUUUACGAGGCCAUCUUGGACAAUUACCAGAUCGCCAUGGUCUGUGACCUGUCUCCUUCGUCGGCCCUAAUGGCGGCCUGUCUCUCGAGAAACAUCAGGUAUCAUGGUCUAACAUUGUCUGAUCAGCACACGGAGUUUCUUGAGAGACUGUCGGAUCGAGAAGCCAUCCGCCACAUCUGUUGCAAAGAGCACCCUCUCUGGCAGGAGGACCUUGCAGGUCUCCUCAACAGCCAUUUCCCGACGGAGGCCAACCCGGUCUCGUCUGGGAAGAAUCAGGCUAAUCCGGCCACGCCGCCGGAGUGA
This is a messenger RNA of Symbiodinium sp. CCMP2592, 2715 nucleotides long. The record is from the annotation of a GenBank genome assembly. Lineage: Eukaryota; Dinophyceae; Suessiales; Symbiodiniaceae.